AUGUCUUAUGCCAGUGGAGGCAUUGCCGCACACUCACCUCCUUCGGCCGCUCGUGCUGCCUCGAGAAGCAACAGCAAUUCUCAAGCCGACUUCCAGUUCGACUUUCCCAAAUUUGGCGCCCUACCCGGAAAUCAGCUCUUUGGAAACAACAUUCAAUCUAGCCGUGAGAAGACUGUCAGCCCGUCUGCUGGCCCAAAUGCCAGCCUGCCGAGAUCGAACAGUAUGGGCAGAAACCCAAGCCCUGGAACUCAAGUCAGUAACCAUCAGACGAGCUCGGGCCACAACUCUAGAAGUGGCAGCAUGAACAAGGGAACAAACAGUCCUCUUGCUCAAGUAUCAGCUGUUGGCACCACCUACGCCGAUUUGUUCAGCCCGUCUACUCUGGGUAACCUUAGCAACGACUUCCUCAUGCAGAACGCCAACAACAACGAUGGCAAUGCAUUUGCUCAAUACGCCGACAACGGAACCGAUAGCACUAGUGGCAUCUCCAGAGUCUUCAGGUUCAACAGUGGCUCUGGUUCUGGCUCUGGCACGAACUCAAACCAGUCGCCUUCGGUGCCCUCUUUGACGCACUACAAUGCCAAUUCUUGCAACACGUCUUCAUGCGGAACAUCUCCUGAAUCUGCAAACUCUCCUCCGUCUGACGUUAACAAGUCGGGCAUCAACGACUUCAACGAUAUAUACUCUCUUAAGCCUAUCACUUCUAACAACACUCAAAGUAAGCUAGGAAAGAUUCCAAAACCACUAACAGGUGGCUGA
This is a messenger RNA of Aureobasidium uvarum, 759 nucleotides long. The record is from the annotation of a GenBank genome assembly. NCBI's taxonomy places the organism in Eukaryota, Fungi, Ascomycota, Dothideomycetes, Dothideales, Saccotheciaceae.